Messenger RNA from Parnassius mnemosyne (clouded apollo), 1074 nucleotides. Lineage: Eukaryota; Metazoa; Arthropoda; Insecta; Lepidoptera; Papilionidae. The record is from the annotation of a GenBank genome assembly.
AUGGGUUGCGUUGCGAGUAUAAAGAGAGUUCACGUACUAAAUCCAACGACAGGAACGUAUUUUGACGGAUGCCCUGAACGGAACAAUGAGACGGUGCUAGCUGCCUUAGUCCGAAUAGAUGAAGAGAUAUUUAGCAGCGAGAAGUCAUACCCAGUGGAACGACUCGCCGUGGUGUCUGCAGAGACGGAUAUCAUACAGGAGGAAAUUAAUAUAUUCGCAGAAACUACAAGAAUUAAAAAGAGGGGUGUCGAUUCUUAUGGGAAAACUCUUCACGAAAUGUUCGUUAGCUUAGAUCUUUACAGACGUCCGAUUUUGGCAAUAGAAAAUGAAGACUUCGUAGCGAAUGUGAACAGAAAAGAAAUGCGCCAAAUUGAGCUUAACUGGUUACACACUCGGCACGAAGACCUUCAGAAUGAGAAAAGAAUACUGCAUGCACGGAUACUGCGAAUAAGGUCAUUGAAUGGAGUGAUGCAACAGUUACUUGAUAACAUUUCCAGUGAUAGACCGGACACACCGCUUGAGGAAGCACUGAAACGAGCGCGUGCGUUAUGUCACGCACUUGCGUCUGUAAGUGUGCGGUUGCAAGCCGCUGUCAAUUAUGCACAUGCAGCCGCAAGAACUAUGGACGAAGCAUUGCCUUCUUGGAAGUUGUUGUCCCUAGGGAAAAACGGCUGGGAACGUACAGCGGCUUGUGCAGAUGCUUGCCGCCUGCUGGUUCGGGCGCGGUGUUUAGAGAGGGCCGCUCGCCGUGUACUGUCCGCCUCCGCCGCUCCACGUGCCGCGCGCUCUCUCCGACUUGCGCUAGACUACGCGUUUACUGAUGCCUUGCACGAUCAUAAGUACCAAAAGGCGACAGAAACCUUAGUCCAGUUUAAGGAGGCUCUCUCGCUGUUGAUUAAUUGUAUUCACCAGGUACUUUUGAAUAACAUGGACCAUUUGGCGGCGGCUGAGAAAGACGUGCAAAUAAAGCGGAAAAAUCUCCGGAUGGCAAGAGUUGAUGAGAUUGUAAAGAAAGGUUUAGCUGAUUUAACUUUUGACUUAAAAUUACUUAAGAGCUUGCACACAAAGAAAUAA